GAGUCGUCCAGCCGGAGCCCCGUGUGGCUGAGCUCCGGCCUCAGAAGCAUCCUUGGGUUCGCGCCGCCGGCGGGCAGCCGCAAGGGCCGCAGCCAUGAACGGCACGGAGGGCCCGAACUUCUACGUGCCUUUCUCCAACAAGACGGGCGUGGUGCGCAGCCCCUUUGAGGCCCCACAGUACUACCUGGCCGAGCCGUGGCAGUUCUCCAUGCUGGCCGCCUACAUGUUCAUGCUGAUCGUGCUCGGCUUCCCCAUCAACUUCCUCACGCUCUACGUCACGGUCCAGCACAAGAAGCUGCGCACGCCCCUCAACUACAUCCUGCUGAACCUGGCCGUGGCCGACCUCUUCAUGGUCUUCGGGGGCUUCACCACGACCCUCUACACCUCUCUGCACGGAUACUUCAUCUUCGGGCCCACGGGCUGCAACCUGGAAGGCUUCUUUGCCACCCUGGGCGGUGAAAUCGCCCUGUGGUCCUUGGUGGUCCUGGCCAUCGAGCGGUACGUGGUGGUGUGCAAGCCCAUGAGCAACUUCCGCUUCGGGGAGAACCACGCCAUCAUGGGCGUUGCCUUCACCUGGGUCAUGGCCCUGGCCUGCGCUGCGCCCCCCCUUGUCGGCUGGUCCAGGUACAUCCCGGAAGGCAUGCAGUGCUCAUGUGGGAUUGACUACUACACGCUCAAGCCGGAGGUCAACAAUGAGUCGUUCGUCAUCUACAUGUUCGUGGUCCACUUCACCAUCCCCCUGAUCAUCAUAUUCUUCUGCUAUGGGCAGCUGGUGUUCACCGUCAAGGAGGCGGCUGCCCAGCAACAGGAGUCGGCUACCACUCAGAAGGCCGAGAAGGAGGUCACCCGCAUGGUUAUCAUCAUGGUUAUCGCUUUCCUGAUCUGCUGGGUGCCCUACGCUGGGGUGGCGUUCUACAUCUUCACCCAUCAGGGCUCUGACUUCGGCCCCAUCUUCAUGACCCUCCCGGCUUUCUUUGCCAAGUCUGCCGCCGUCUACAACCCCGUCAUCUACAUCAUGAUGAACAAGCAGUUCCGGAACUGCAUGCUCACCACCCUCUGCUGUGGCAAGAACCCACUGGGUGACGACGAGGCCUCCACCACUGUCUCCAAGACAGAGACCAGCCAGGUGGCGCCUGCCUAAGCCCCUCCAGGGACUCCAUGGCCCGCCGCAGGAGCCCCCAGCCCCCACCCCCACCCCAGCCUCAGCAGCUCCAUCAGGAGCCGCGCCUAUCGGAACCAGCUCUCACAGGCUCCUUGAGUGUAAACACAAAAACCAACCAACCAAAUGCAAAAGAAUCAAUGAGAGAAACAGGAGGCGCCUCACUUAGCAGGGGCGGCCCGAUCAGGAGUCCUGAUUUCCCGGGGGCCCGCUGUAGCUCCGCUCCCCCCAGCUCAUCUCUCAGCUACACAAGAACUCUUGCUCUGGAAAAGUGUCCCAGCUUAGGGAUAAGUGCGUAGCGCACGACGGGGCACGCCGUAGGUGCUUAUUAAUAAAUGCUAGGUGGAGGAAGGAAGGAAUGAAUGGAGACGUGAAUGGAGAGAAGAACGGGUCGGGAGGGCACAGCCAUCCUCUCACAACGUGUUAGCAGCAGCAGCAGCUCGCCCUUGGCUGAUGACCUUGAGCAGCUGUUUUGUCCUUGGGCCUCACUUUCUUCCCCCAUACAAUGGGAAUUCCAAAUCUCUCCUCACACAGCUGCUGGGAAGAUCAAAUGAGAUUGUGUGUGUGUGUGUGUGUGUGUGUGUGUGUGCGCCUGCAUUCGUGUGUGUGAGCUCUUUGUAAAUAGUAAGGAGCUGGACAAACUGUAGUUAACAUUAUAAAUAAUAUCAAUUAAUAUAAGUAAUUUAUUCCUAUGAUCAUCUCCUCUUGAUAGCGACCAUUUUGAGAUUGGGCAAGGCCCUGAGCAUCCAGCCUCAUCAGGCUUAUAAACAUUAGACAGACGGCAAGGCCGGACCAGGGCCGGGUGGUGGACCACAGGGAGGGACAGUCAAGGAAAUGCAGAAUACAGUCAUCAGGCCUGAAAAAAAAACAACAUCAGAGGACCAGAGUCUGGGGCCAGUACAUAGCCCCCAUGAUGCGGGCCAUUCCCUUCCAACGCAACCCACAGAGAGACAGGUCUUGCUCUCAGCUUCUGAAAAACCACUAGCUCUCCUGCCCAGCACCCAGGCUGCAGCAUCUCUGGGCCCAUAUGGAGCUUCUAGAAGCUAUGUUCACCUGCCCACAUUUAACAAAGAGCUGGGUCCCCAACCUCACCUUUGUCUCAAAAAGAGCUUAAAAACAAAAGCAUGGGAAAUCCAGCUGGACCCACCUUCCCCCGGAGAAGUUCACAGGUCACAGAUCUUAGCUCCCUUGCUGGGCAAGCCUUCAGCGGCUCCAAUCCAUUCUCCCCCUCCGGAGAGUCCUUGCUGCUUCGAGGCUGGCUGGGACUCUGGGACAUCAGAAUUGAGCCGCCUCAUAAAUGCCCCUCCUCCACUACAUAACCAAAGCGGGAAGCUCUACCUCUCCCCAGCUCUGCCUGGAGACAAGGCAAAUUGGGGCAUUAAAAGCU
Odocoileus virginianus texanus is the source of this 2546-nucleotide messenger RNA. RefSeq names its product rhodopsin (gene RHO). Gene Ontology annotation, biological process: cellular response to light stimulus; phototransduction; visual perception. The record is from RefSeq and is a predicted model, not a curated record. Gene Ontology annotation, cellular component: plasma membrane; photoreceptor outer segment. Gene Ontology annotation, molecular function: G protein-coupled photoreceptor activity. Lineage: Eukaryota; Metazoa; Chordata; Mammalia; Artiodactyla; Cervidae.